Messenger RNA from Hyla sarda, 1455 nucleotides. It is a transcript of the gene PLEKHB1, whose product is annotated as pleckstrin homology domain containing B1. Lineage: Eukaryota; Metazoa; Chordata; Amphibia; Anura; Hylidae. The record is from RefSeq and is a predicted model, not a curated record. Gene Ontology annotation, cellular component: membrane. The transcript is spliced from 7 exons. Bases 164 to 871 code for a protein of 235 amino acids. Gene Ontology annotation, biological process: regulation of cell differentiation.
GGUUUUGAUAAAUCUCCCCCAUUAUGUGUGGGAAAAUAUUCAGUACCCACUUGGUGCGUAGGAGUCCAGUGGGCGGUCCUAUUCAGUGACUGACAGUUAUUUACCCAGUAGGACCGCCUACUUGACUCCUAUGCACAAAGUGAGUUUAAAUUUAGAGCAAUAAAUGAGGGGUUAUACGAAAUAUUUUCUCACAUAUAUGUAUAUCAUUCUGCUCGGCUCCUCCUGGUCAACAUGCCUUCCUAUGAAUUAUUCAGCCUUUUCAGCACAACAGUUUACCUUUAAAUGGCCGUACACUGUGGGGAUGGCUGUGGUGAAGAGUGGGUGGCUCUGGAGGCAAAGCUCUGCUUUGCGUCGAUGGAAGAAGCACUGGUUUGACCUAUGGAUGGAUGGCGGUCUAGUCUAUUAUCCUGAUGAGAGUCGCCGAAACAUCGAGGAACGCAUACUACUGAAAUUUAACUGUGUGAAUGUCAGGUCCGGGCAAGAGUGCGGAGCUGAUAUUCAGCCUCCGGAGGGCAGUGAGCAGGAGUCAUUGCUGACAGUAGAUCUGAGGGAUCACUCCCGGCUGUUGCUGUGCGCAGAGAGUGAGGACGAUGCGGUAGCUUGGAAGCUUGCAUUACUGGACGCAAGAUCUCAUCCGGUGUACGUAUAUAAUCCAUAUGAUGACAACUACCAUACUGUUCCAGUAAAUUCCCAUCAGGCCAUGUAUGUCAAUCAUGGCUACUGCGGACACGGCUACGGUCCCGGGGUGGCGCACGUUCUCAUCAGGGAUGACCGUGACUCAUUUGGGGAACAGAUGGCGCUGGGCUUGCUGGCCGGGGCCCUCACCACCUCCGCUCUCAGCUCCCUCAUCUGGCUGCCAUGUUGGUUUUAAGGAAGAGGGAAACAGGGCUGGCGAAAGGGACGGUCAUGGCAGCCGGUGGCGCCCUCUAUCUGGCAUAUAAUUAUGAUUCCCGCUAGCUGUGAAUAAAGCUUAGAUCUUACACGUCCCAUCUGCAUCAUUCAGUAGUCCUCACCACAAGGUGGCAAGACCCAGCGUGCCAUGGCUUGCUGGUGCCACCCCCUGAUGAUGCCCAGACAAAACCCGCCGUAGUAAGGUUACGGCCACAUUGCAUCACACAACAUAAUAGCACCAUAAGUCACUUUAAACCACUGUUUUCCAAACAGUGUGCCUCCAGCUGUUAGAAAACUACAAUUCCCAGCAUGCCCGGACAGCCGUUGGCUGUCCGGGCAUGCUGGGAGUUGUAGUUUUGCAACAUCUGGAGGUCCACAGUUUGGAGACCACUGGCCUAGGGCAAAACUUCCUGCACAAUCUGGAUUAAUUAACCCUUCCUUAUCGUGCAGCUUUACUAUUCUCUUAGUUUUGUGACGCUGCGUUAUUAUCCUAAUUUUCCUCUGUAGCUUUAAAGGAAAUUUAAAGGGACGGUACUGAGAUUUGUAAAGAUGUAAAUCUUUAAU